This is a messenger RNA of Cynocephalus volans (Philippine flying lemur), 417 nucleotides long. RefSeq names its product phospholipase A2 group V (gene PLA2G5). Gene Ontology annotation, molecular function: phospholipid binding; calcium ion binding. Gene Ontology annotation, biological process: negative regulation of T cell proliferation; lipid catabolic process; arachidonate secretion. The transcript has 4 exons. The record is from RefSeq and is a predicted model, not a curated record. NCBI's taxonomy places the organism in Eukaryota, Metazoa, Chordata, Mammalia, Dermoptera, Cynocephalidae. The coding region runs from base 1 to 417 and encodes 138 amino acids.
AUGAAGGGCCUCCUCACACUGGCUUGGUUCCUGGCUUAUAGUGUGCCUGCUGUGCCAGGGGGCUUGCUAGAGCUGAAGUCAAUGAUUGAGGAGGUGACUGGAAAGGAUGCCCUGAAUAGCUACGGCUUUUAUGGCUGUUACUGUGGCUGGGGUGGCCGCGGAACCCCCAAGGAUGGCACUGAUUGGUGCUGCUGGAUGCAUGACCAGUGUUACGAGCAGCUGGAGGAGAAAGGCUGUGACGUCCGGACACAGUCAUACAAAUACAGAUUUUCACAGGGCCUGGUCACCUGCGAGCCCAGGCCCUUCUGUCACAGGCAGCUCUGUGCCUGUGACCGGAAGCUUGUCUACUGCCUGAAGAGAAACUUGUGGAGCUACAACCGUCAUUACCAAUACUUUCCCAACAUCUUCUGCUUCUGA